This is a messenger RNA of Cadophora gregata, 951 nucleotides long. RefSeq lists its product as uncharacterized. The coding region runs from base 1 to 951 and encodes 316 amino acids. The transcript is spliced from 2 exons. Gene Ontology annotation, molecular function: oxidoreductase activity; enzyme regulator activity; glutamate-cysteine ligase catalytic subunit binding. The record is from RefSeq and is a predicted model, not a curated record. NCBI's taxonomy places the organism in Eukaryota, Fungi, Ascomycota, Leotiomycetes, Helotiales, Ploettnerulaceae. Gene Ontology annotation, biological process: glutathione biosynthetic process. Gene Ontology annotation, cellular component: glutamate-cysteine ligase complex.
AUGACGCGACUGAUACUUUCCACCUCCAAUAUCAUGACCGGAGGCCCUUCGAUCAUAAGGAAGCCUGGCGCAGAUCGGUCAAACCUUGAGCUGACAAAUUCCCUCCGAAGCAACUUUCUUGCUGCCCAGCAAGACUAUUCUCCUCCCUUAUCCGCGACGAAUGGCAGCGGCAGUCCUAGAAGCAGUUCUGAUGAAGACCUCCCUUCUCGCCGACCGCAGUCCUCAAUAUGGACUACACGAGAUGGCUCUGACUACUAUGUUCCAACAAUAGACUGGUCUCUUUCAGGCCUCUGUGAAGAGAGGAGUCAGUAUGAUAUCACAGUCAAACUGUUCUACUUGCACGGCGCACAUGUCAAGGAUCGGGCAAGGCACACCAAGGAUGCCAUAAGUCUGGUAUUGAAGGAACUGGGAGUGGAGUCUAUCGAUUUGCUCAUUGUAUCUUUUCCUGGAAUGUCGUUUGACGGAGACUGUGAAUGGGAAGCCGACAAAAAGAACUCGGCGCAAGGCAACGAUGAAGAAGAAAUAGCAUCUUGGCCAGCAAUCGAGGAACUUUACAACCAAGGAAUUGUCAAGAGGUUAGGCCUAUCGGAAUUUGGUAGUGAGAAGCUAGCUAGAUUCCUUGCGCGCGUACAGGUACGCCCACAGGUGGAUCAGGUCAACAUCAAAGAUUGCUGCAACGUCCCUCCACCUCUCCUGAAGUUGGCCAAGAUGGAGCAGAUCGAACUUCUUACGCACAAUGACUGCACGGAUAUAUUGCCCAGUGGAACGUUGAGAGAACUGCUGGGCCAAGGAAUUAGAGGAGCUGGCGUGCUGUCUGAAUCCAAGAGAGGCAUGGACGGGAUGAGAGGAGACCUUAACCCAGAGUGGGUUGUCAAAUACACAGCUGUUGUUCGCGACAGAGGCGUUAUCGAGAACAAGGGGUACUUUGCAGUUGCAGAGUUGAACGAAUGA